GUACCGGAGACUUCAUUGGAAUGGUGAGCGAUUUUAGUGGUAGAGAACCGACUUUUAUAGGAAAACCUUCGGCGUAUUUUGCUCAAUUCGUAAACCAGAAAUUCGAUAUUGUCGAUCCAAAAAGAGCUUUAUUUAUCGGGGAUCAGAUUGAUCCAGAUAUGAAGUUUGGUUCCACAGGAGGUUAUCAAAAACUAUUGGUACUGAGUGGAAUUGCAAAAAUUGAAGAUAUCAAAAAUUGGAAGCAUCCUGAAGAAUACAAACCUGAAUAUUACAUCGAAAGUCUGGACGUUUUGAACGAUAUUCUGAAAUCGAUUAAAUGAAGAAUUAGACACACAACUGAAUAAAAGCAGAUAACAGGCCCUAUGUCAUUACAGUGUGAUUGAAUCUUCUACACAAAAGGAAAUAUUCAAAUAAUAUAUACUCGAAAUGAGUUUUUAAA
This is a messenger RNA of Leptinotarsa decemlineata (Colorado potato beetle), 439 nucleotides long. Its product is annotated as pyridoxal phosphate phosphatase-like. Lineage: Eukaryota; Metazoa; Arthropoda; Insecta; Coleoptera; Chrysomelidae. The record is from RefSeq and is a predicted model, not a curated record.